ACGGACCCAUUUGGAAGCGGAACCGGAAAAGCGGCGAAUCACAACUUCCACACAUGUGUGGGGCAGAAACUCAGACUAACAAGUUGUGUUCUUUGUAAAACCGCGCAGAUUUAACACUGCAAUACCUUAAAAUCAACACAAAAUACACAAAAUAACUUGACGCCGCAGUGGAACAAACAAGAUGGCGGAGAUCGUCCAACAGCGGAUUGAGGACAGAAUCCCUGAGCUGGAGCAGCUGGAGAGAGUGGGACUGUUCACCAAAAAAGAAGUCAAAUCCAUAAUUAAGAGAGCAACAGCUCUGGAAUACAAGCUCCACAGGCUGAUCGUGAACAAAGAGGACUUCAUAGCGUACAUUCAGUAUGAAAUCAACAUCUUAGAGCUGAUCAAGAAGAGAAGAGCACACAUAAGGUACAAGUUCAAAAGAGAAGAAAUUGAAUUUCCCAUCAUCCAGAGAAUUAAUAGUAUCUUCAAAAGGGCAACAAAUAAGUGGAAGGAUGAUGUGCAGCUAUGGCUUUCACAUGUUGCUUUCUGUAAGAAAUGGGGCACUAAAGGGCAGAUCAGCAAAGUGUUCUCAACCAUGCUUGCCAUCCACCCUGACAAACCAGCCCUCUGGAUAAUGGCUGCCAAAAGUGAGCUGGAAGACAGAGAUUCCUCCGAAAGCGCCAGACACCUGUUUCUGAGGGCUCUGCGCUUCCAUCCAAACAACAAGAAGGUCUACCAGGAGUACUUCCGUAUGGAGCUGCUGCAUUGUGAGAAGCUGAGGAAGCAGAAGCAAGAGCUGGAGAGGGCUGCGAUGGACCUGGGUGAAUAUGAGUUCUCACCAGAGAUCCUGAGUGGUAAACUGGUCGAGGUUGUUUACAGAGACGCUACAGGGAAGAUCAAAGAAGCGGCGUUUGUCAUCUCACUCUUGAAUAUCGCAGCUAUCUUUGACUUCACUAAACAACUCCAGGAUUCCAUCCUGCAAGAUUUACAGACUAACUACACAGAGGACAGUGUGACUUGGGAUUUCAUGGCCAAGAGGGAGCUGGAUGCGCCAGGGGCAGGGGAGGAGCUGCAGUCUGCUAAAGGCCGAGCCUCGGACAUCAACCGAAGAGAAGAACGCUGCUGCCAGGUCUAUGAAGAGGGAGUCAAGAGUCUCAACACUGAGUCAAUGUGGACUUGCUAUGUAGCCUUCUGCUUGGAAAGGCAGAAAAGAAAAACCAACGUCCAAGAGCUGAAGGAACAGCGGCAGGAGAGGCUGUUGGGAGUGCUGCACCGUGCCCACGAUGGCUCACUGUUGAAGGAGGAUUAUUACAAGAACUGGCUGCAGAUCCUUCUUUCAUCUGGAGAUGCUGAGGGAGCGGCCAGUGUUGCCAUGGCAGCCACGCAACGGUAUAGCCAAUCAGUGUCAGUGUGGAGCCUGAGUCUGCAGACACUAAUUCAACUGGGGAGCGCAGACGUGGGCAAGCUAUUCCAGGACGCACUCACACAUGUUGAUCCCAAGGAGAGUUUGCCUUUAUGGCAGCUGCAGGUCCAGUGGAGCGUGGCCAACCAGAGUCCUGAAGAGACAGAAGCAGUCUUCAAGAGAGGUCUGCUGUCUGCAGUGCCGGCUGUUGCCAUGGAGAUGAAAGCAGCCUACCUUGAUUGGUCGCACACCACUGGGGGCUACAAAAAAGCUAGAAAGACCUUUACAAGUUUACAGGAAAUUCGCCCCUUGCCCAAGUCUUUCUUCAUCCGAAUGAUUGAAAUUGAGAAGCAACAAGAGACUCCAAAGAUGAACAAUCUAAGAGACUACUACGAGAGAGCCCUGCAGGAGUUCGGCUCCUCAGAUGAUGACCUGUGGCUGGCGUACAUCCAGGAGGAGCUGGGACCACUGGGCCAGCCUCAGAACUGUAGCAAGAUCCACUGGAGGGCCAUGAAGUUUCUAGAAGGGGAGAGUGUGGAAAGAUUCACCUCCAAAUACACUCUACAUCAGACCGGCCACAUAUAAGUAGAUCUGUCGGGUUCAAAUGGUCAAAGCCUGUACGUUCACAUAACUGUUGACUGUCUACCACAACCAGCUCAGUUUGGACACAGGGUUUCUCUCGUUUUGUUCUCUGGGGCCGAAAUGAAAUGUUUGACUGCUGUUUGUCAUGAACAGGCCUGUCCUUUCCUCAGCAGUUCGUUCCAACGGUGUUUGGAAGAAAUGUUCCACAAUGUCACGGUUUCAUUGAUGAAGCUGCAGGAUUUGAUUCACAGCUGCUACAUAUUUUCACAUUUUUCUAUACAAUAGUUUUUAUGCUAAUGUUUGAGUAAGUACAGUAUUCAAGAAGUUAAAAUUAAUAAAACAUUUAUUUGGCAGUUUGACGUCACAAAUUUGAUGCUGUUAUGAUGAUAUUAAAACAGUCUUUCUUUCUUGA
Molecule: messenger RNA, 2378 nt
Organism: Sphaeramia orbicularis (orbiculate cardinalfish)
Lineage: Eukaryota; Metazoa; Chordata; Actinopteri; Kurtiformes; Apogonidae
Gene: utp6
Product: UTP6 small subunit processome component
Exons: 19
Coding region: 182-1969 (595 amino acids)
Biological process (GO): maturation of SSU-rRNA from tricistronic rRNA transcript (SSU-rRNA, 5.8S rRNA, LSU-rRNA)
Cellular component (GO): small-subunit processome; Pwp2p-containing subcomplex of 90S preribosome
Molecular function (GO): protein binding; snoRNA binding
Source: RefSeq, a predicted model, not a curated record